Molecule: messenger RNA, 1333 nt
Organism: Oenanthe melanoleuca
Lineage: Eukaryota; Metazoa; Chordata; Aves; Passeriformes; Muscicapidae
Gene: RPS16
Product: ribosomal protein S16
Exons: 6
Coding region: 842-1282 (146 amino acids)
Biological process (GO): maturation of SSU-rRNA from tricistronic rRNA transcript (SSU-rRNA, 5.8S rRNA, LSU-rRNA); translation
Cellular component (GO): ribosome; cytosolic small ribosomal subunit
Molecular function (GO): structural constituent of ribosome; RNA binding
Source: RefSeq, a predicted model, not a curated record
GAUUGUUUCAUUUGAGCAGUCAACCUUCUAAUGCAUAACAGUAAUUUAAAUCUCUAUCAUUUCAAAUAUCUAAGAAGCGUGACCUCACUUCAUCAACAGAUUCUCCCUUUGUCCUUCCAGAAAAUUUUGCAUACUAAAUACUAGCACAUUAGAAGUAAAAUAUUUUCAGUCUGAAAGCUACUUAGAUUCCAUGCUUUAUGACAGAUAUUAGACAACAAAAAAACGGAGACAGAAGAUAAAUUUGAUAGAGUUCCCUGGAUGCACUAAAUCUAAAGAGAACUCUGAGUUGGUAUUAAAUAUAAACAUCACUGAUCGUUUAAGUGGGUAUAAGGCAUUGCCUGAAUGAGUCAAGUGUACAGCGCUAGAAGCGAAUACAGGGUUUAAUGCUUCAUCUUCUCCAUUUUACCAGAGUCCAAAAUUUUAAAAGAUAUGGAGUUUGUAUUGUUGCUCUCAAGGAGGUUCAAAGAGCGGCUGUAAGCCCUUCGGGCACAGCAUCGUUUUGUUCUCUUUACAGCAGAAGCGCAGCUAGGUUCUGCUCAGCGGCUGGGACCAACACAGUGCACAGCGGUGUGGGCAGUGGAAGCAGCCUCUGGCAGGUUUUACAAUCUCUCCAUCGCUCCCCGAGCCUUUCCCGCAGCCGUGCCCGCCCUCGGGCUGGGCUCUGCCUGAGGCGCGGCCCCGCGCUGCCGCAAAGCGCGCCAGGCGGGGCGGAGGCGGCCGCGCUCUCUGUCGCGCUGCCGGAAGUGGUGGCGUUGUGCUUUGCGGCUCGGCGCCCCUGAUCCGAGGCCAGGAAGCCCCGUGCGGCCUUUUCGCGGAGCCGCCGCCGCCGUCAGGAACAGCCAUGCCGGCAAAGGGGCCCCUGCAGAGUGUCCAGGUCUUCGGACGGAAGAAAACUGCAACGGCUGUUGCCCACUGCAAGAGAGGGAAUGGCCUCAUUAAAGUUAAUGGAAGACCUCUGGAAAUGAUUGAGCCCAGAACUCUGCAGUAUAAACUGCUUGAACCUGUCCUCCUCCUGGGGAAGGAACGGUUUGCUGGUGUUGAUAUCAGAGUCCGUGUGAAGGGUGGUGGUCACGUAGCACAAAUCUAUGCUAUCCGUCAAGCUAUUUCCAAAGCUUUGGUGGCUUACUAUCAAAAAUAUGUUGAUGAAGCUUCCAAGAAAGAGAUCAAGGAUAUCCUAAUCCAGUAUGAUAGGACUCUGCUUGUUGCAGAUCCUCGCCGUUGUGAAUCCAAGAAAUUUGGAGGACCUGGUGCUCGUGCACGCUACCAGAAGUCUUACCGUUAAAAUUUGUCUGUAGUCAUGUGGCAGUCAAUAAACAGAAUUUGAUAAUUUUCA